AUACUCAAAUGGAGUGGUAUAAAAAAAAGUAUAAUCCCAUUCCCAUUUGUGGGUGAGUUUUCUAGUUGAGAUGGAUUACCAAAAGAAGGUAGAAAUAAGGUUUUGCUGGGACAGGACUUUGUUAUGCUUACUUCUUCUUUUUUUGUGGUUUUGUUUUGUUGAUAGAGAAGGGACAAAGGAAAUUAAUUAAAAUGGUUCGAGGAAAGGUGGAAAUGAAGAGGAUUGAGAAUGCGACAAGCCGGCAAGUGACCUUCUCGAAACGGCGAAAUGGAGUGAUGAAGAAAGCUUAUGAGCUAUCAGUUCUUUGUGAUGCUCAAGUUGCUAUUAUUAUUUUCUCUCACAAAGGAAAACUCUAUGAAUUCUCAAGCUCCAGCAUGCAAAAGACAAUCGACAGAUAUCGUGAAUAUGCAAAAGAAAAGCAGAUGAACAGUAACACCUUUGAAGUGGUACAACACAUGGAGCAUUUGAGGGAAGAAACAGCAAACAUUGCAAAGAGGAUAGAGAUCCUUGAGAUUUCCAAACGGAAGCUUUUGGGGCAAGGUAUAGGGUCAUGUUCAAUGAAUGAACUUCAAGAGAUAAACAACCAGCUGGAUAGAAGCUUAAAGAAAAUCAGGGCGAGAAAGUUUCAAUUAUUCAAGGACGAAAUACGACGGCUAAAAGACAGGGAGAGACUAUUGCUUGAAGAAAAUGCAAGGUUAUCUGAAAAGUGUGGACUAAGGCCAAGGCCAAGGCCAGCAGCAUUUGAACUACCGGUUGACCUAACACGACCAGCCCAACAGAAAGAAAAGGAGAAGUGUUCAGAGGUGGAGACUGAUUUGAAUAUUGGCCUUCCUGACAUUGGUUGGUCGUAGUAAUUCUGGAAAUUAAAUAUGGAAGAUAUUGAACCUCUUCAAGUUAGCUAUGCUUGAGCUUUUUCUUGUUAGCUCAGAAGGGCAUAAAAAUUCAACAAAUAAGAUAUGCCGAUACAUCUCAGCUUCUAGGUAUUAUUUCUGUGAACAACAGUUGUAAAGAAGCCUAAUUUAUUGCAUAAUAAUAAAUUUUCCUCUCUCCCUCCA
This is a messenger RNA of Solanum dulcamara, 1055 nucleotides long. Its product is annotated as MADS-box protein AGL42-like. Lineage: Eukaryota; Viridiplantae; Streptophyta; Magnoliopsida; Solanales; Solanaceae. Gene Ontology annotation, cellular component: nucleus. Bases 192 to 851 code for a protein of 219 amino acids. Gene Ontology annotation, molecular function: RNA polymerase II cis-regulatory region sequence-specific DNA binding; protein dimerization activity; DNA-binding transcription factor activity, RNA polymerase II-specific. Gene Ontology annotation, biological process: positive regulation of transcription by RNA polymerase II. The record is from RefSeq and is a predicted model, not a curated record. The transcript is spliced from 8 exons.